GUCGGCCGGAAAACCACAUGAAGAAGACAAUUUAAACGGAAGUGAACAGUAACCAAGAACAAUUUUUACGUUAGCGUUUUUAUUGUUGUUAUUUAGACGUUUAUUAAAACCUUGCAUAGCAUCACAUACUUACCCCGGGUACUAUUUUAUUCGCGUUGGAGACAGGUUAGGUUGAUGUUAUCUAGGUAACGCUAGGUAGCUAGCUUUUAACAAUGGCUAACUGUAUGGUUUUUCACACUCAAAUAGCCUCCAUCAUGGAGGUGCUAGCGAAUGCAGCCGUUGCGGAGAUCUGUAAGCUCGUAGACAACGACUAUGCAGUGUUUCGUUUGGAAAUAACUCAAAGACAAAAAGAAAACAGGGCAUUGCAGAGGAAACUACAGCUACUGGAACUGAAGGUGCCACGGGACCGCGCUGACAAGACAAUGCGAGAGCGCAUUCUCGCCAGUCGUCCCAGAAGUGUCAAGAUCCUCGACAGAUACAGAGGAACCGCAAGAGUUGAAGGACAUCUUACUGGAGGCUACAGGAGCUUUGUGAAGCCAGCGGGACACAAUACAUGUAGAGAUGAGCAACCAAUCACUGUUGAUGAGGGGAGUGGAACCUCAACCCAGCACGUUAUCGUGAUAGAGGAUGCAGAGGCUGCAGGUCCUGGGGUCAAGCUGGAGAGGUCUCAAGAAGAGGAGGACCCACGGCACAGCAAAUACAUCCAUACUGGAACGGCUGGAGCGCCCCCUGUAGCCACAGAGGACCCCGCCCAAGCGCCACCCAUUACCCGACGAAACAUCACGGAGGUCAGUGGAACGCUGAACGCCGUCAUCAAGUCAGAGACAGAUACAGAGACCUUAACGGGGCUGGACCGACUGGGCUGUCCUCCUGCUCCAAGCUCAGAGUGUUUACUUUAUGGCAACACGAGCCCAAGGACGGUUCUGUCCCAUCAGGACUCAGGUGACACGUUACAGACUGGCAAUGAUCCGUCCUGUUCAUACGCUGCAGAGAUGAUACCUGGUGACAUGCCUGUCGGCUUAGAUACACAGACUAAUCCAUUGAGAGGGGACUGGAACCGGUACAGUAGUAGUGUAUACUCUGACGUGUGCCUUGAUAAGAAAGGGGAGGGUAUAGUCGUAGAUAAAGUGAAAGGCGACACUCCUCUGACAUGGAAUGCAGACGAGACUCACUUAGGAGAAGGACACUCGCAGGGCAACACCAGUGACUUCUUAGACUACAGGGAAAGCUUACAGACAAAUCCAAAUGUCGCAACCCACUCCCCUUUACACCCGCUCAGGGAUCGCAACCCAGUGUCCACGUCGAUGGUACCUUCCGAUUCACACGGCCGCGUCCUUUUCGAUCAGGAGGAGGAGGGUCCAGAGGUGCUGCUCGUGAAGGAGGAGGUGUGUGAGGAGGGUCUGGGGAACCCUGAGAGGACCAUGGUCAUGGAGGACAACCAGACUACACCUCCUCCUGAACCCACAGAGGAACCAGCUGAGCAGCACAGGACCACACACAGUCUCACUGAGUCAGUAGACAUGGAGGAUGGGAAGCCUGAUCUGCUGCUAGUCAAAGAGGAGACAAUAGAGGACGGACCAGAGAGCAUUGAUCUGCUGAGUGGACUAAAGAUGGGGGAGCAAGGUGGUUGGUUGGAGGCUAACAGAGGAGACUGGGUGGCCAUCUUGGAUACCCAGACCAGUGCAGCCAAGGGCCCAGGGGACAACAUCACUGAGCAGGCCAGGACCAGAUGCGACAUAGUGGGGGUCAAUGGAUGGAACAGCGUUCUCAACUCUGGGCUGGGGAACAACGCUGUUAAACACAACCAGAAACAGACAGUUGAACACAAAACAACAGCUGAACUUAGUCUCCAUGACAACAGACUGGCUGAGACCAGGGCGAGGCAUAGAUUUGGCCAGCGUGGACGGGGAGGUGUCUGUAUGAGAACAGCCACAGACUCUGCUAGCGAUGCUCCAUCCUGCUCCUAUAGUUGUGAUUCAGAGAGACUGAUGGCGCCUCAGGUCAACCCCCUAACAGGUGCUGCCUUCAGCCUGCCUUCUAUAGGAUCUAUCAACUGGAACAUGGACCCUGCAACAACACAGACACUCCCUGGCCUUCAUCCUCCUCACAAUCUCCUUAUAUUAAACCAAACCUCAGACAAUGCCAGUGCCUCAACACUAAAUAGCUACACAAGCCCAUUGACAAAUGACAGUAGUAGAGAUGGAAUCAGUAAAGGUGGCAUCGCCAAAGAGAAGCGCUUCCCGUGUUCAUUCUGUGGGAAAGCCUUCAGUUUCCCCAAACAGGUGGAGAUCCACCAGAGGAUGCACACAGGGGAGAAACCAUUCGGCUGCCACCUGUGCUGGGCCAGUUUUUCACACUCGUUCAGCCUGAAGAGGCACCAGAGGGUCCACACAGGGGAGAAACCAUUCAAUUGCCACCUGUGCCGGGCCAGUUUUUCACACUUGUUCAACCUGAAGAGGCACCAGAGUGUCCACACAGGGGAGAAAUCCUGAAGCUGCCCCAGUGUGAGAAGAGGUUCUCCCACCAGCAUCAGCUGAAGAUGCUCCUGAAGGUCCACAUGGGAGAGAGGCCGUUCGCCUGUACACACUGCGGGAAGAGGUUCUCAGAGAGGAGAUACCUCAGGAUACACCAGCAGAAAACAUGGUCCAUGUAUAGAGUGUAGUAACAUGUAGUACUAGUUAGUGUGUUUGUAGUUAAUUCUGUUGCUUUUGGAUUUAGUAGGGAACUGGAUGAGGUGAACUCCACCCAGCACAGCCAGAAGAGGACUGAGUUUUUCCUAGCCACCGUGCUUCUACAUCUGCAUUGCUUUCUGUUUGGGGUUUUAAUCUGGGUUUCUGCUGAUGUAUAAAGAGCUUUAUGAAUGCAUUUGAUUGAAAUUUGAUUGAACUGAGGAAAGAAUGAAUAUGAUGAGGCAGAGUAGAUGAUAUGGUGUCUAGUAAAAAUGCUUCACUAAUGAAGAAUGACACAUUUAGUCCCUUUAGGUUGAUACUGGUGGUGUUAUAGUGAGAUCAGGAUGGUGCCUUGUAAUGUUAAACCUUUCCCAAAGUAUUCUAAAAUUCAUUUUAUCAAAGUAAGGGUUCCAGAUUUACAGAAAAGGUCAAAUGGUACCAUUGUGAGAGAAGUUAAUCUACUUGUAUCGUUUUGUGCAAUAAAAGUACUGUACGUAAAAGUUAUGUGAGUAAAUUACCAUUUUGUUGAAAUGAAAUACAAAAUUGACUCUGUGCUGA
Salvelinus fontinalis (brook trout) is the source of this 3227-nucleotide messenger RNA. RefSeq lists its product as uncharacterized. The record is from RefSeq and is a predicted model, not a curated record. Bases 213 to 2492 code for a protein of 759 amino acids. NCBI's taxonomy places the organism in Eukaryota, Metazoa, Chordata, Actinopteri, Salmoniformes, Salmonidae. Gene Ontology annotation, cellular component: nucleus. The transcript is spliced from 6 exons.